AGGAAAAACUGCAUCAGCUGCAAAUGUUCAAGGGAUAUUCAUGACGUCAUCGUGGAGCAUGGCGGAAGACCCAGAGUGGGAUUGCUUCCUACUGCACAAGAGAUAACCGAGCCUAGAAGCCUGGGCUAUGCGUUUAUACCUUCUGGUUUAACUUCUGCUCGCCUCGUCGACCAAUUCUAUUCAAUGCUCCCCAAUUCCGAUGUUCCACGUUUGGGGACCAAGGGAGAAGUUAUUCGUACGCAACGCAUACUUAAACAACUGCCUAGGCAAGAUUUAUCGAUAAACGCGUGUAAGCACAUAGAGCCUGAAAAUAGAAGCAGCUACCAAGACUUUAUCAACGCUAGAAAUGAAAUAGCCUUAGACGUGGGCUGCGUACGUACAGCUCUUCCCGAUAUGAGCUGCAUGGGCUGUUCGAAGUCGAUAUUGCCCCAACAAACUUGCGUAUCAGCCCCUCGUCUGGGCAAAAACCUCUGGCACCCCCCGUGCUUCAAAUGUUCCACAUGCGAUGAUCUCCUGGUCGAUUUAGCGUAUUGCGUCUUUGAAGACAACGUGUACUGUGAAAGACAUUACGCCGAAAAGCUAAAACCACGAUGCGCUUCUUGCGACGAGGUAAGUGCAUGAUUUACUAAAACAAUC
Messenger RNA from Photinus pyralis (common eastern firefly), 636 nucleotides. Its product is annotated as protein espinas-like. Gene Ontology annotation, molecular function: zinc ion binding. The transcript has 3 exons. Lineage: Eukaryota; Metazoa; Arthropoda; Insecta; Coleoptera; Lampyridae. Bases 184 to 621 code for a protein of 145 amino acids. The record is from RefSeq and is a predicted model, not a curated record.